UAUUCUUUAAUCAAAACCACAUCUUACAUAUGUUUAUUCCAUUGUUGAAGUAUUUAUUAGUAGCCUAGUUGCUUCCGAUUUCCAUCCCAAAGAUAUAAGAAAAAUAUCAGUUUCUGGUUUUAGGGUAUAUCUGCAGAAAGAAGAAGAUGUUGAGUUUAAGAAGAGAACGUGUUGAAAAACAAAACUCUCGGGGUGAAAUAGUGAGGAAAGAACAAGUUACGAUGACCAAAAAGCUCAAUGCUUCAAACAAAGCACAAGCCAAAAAACCAGAGUGGCCACCAAGUAAAGCUGUUCUCUUGUCCAACCCUUAUAAACAAUUCCCUCCUCAAGAGACUAAGUUGGUGGAGUAUGUGGGCAGAAAACCAAGAAGGGGGCGUCAAUUGGACUAUAUCAAGGAGAAAGAUCUAGGGUAUCUCAUUUCCGAGCUUCUCAAAAGACGACAACAAGGUACUACUUCUACUGAUAGUGAUGUUGAAGAUGUAGAGGGUAGUGAUGUUGAAGAUGUAGAGGGUAGCGAUGCUGAAGAUACAAAUUCUGAGGAAUUUGAAGCUGAUGAUGAUACAAAUUCUGAGAAGUCAGAAGACGGCGUUACAAAUUCUGAAGAAUCUCAAGCUGAGAGUUCAAAUUCUGAAUCAGAAGCCGAUGAAGCAGAAGAUGAAGAUAUAAGUUCUGAGGAAUCUCAAGUUGAGAGUUCAAAUUCUGAAGAAUCAGAAGUUGAUGAAGCAGAAGAUGAAGAUAUAGGUUCUGAGGAAUCUGAAGCCCAGGAUAUAAAUUCUGAGGAAUCAUCAGAAGAAGUUGAGGAUUCAGAUGAUGAGCCACCAAGGCCCCUCAUUGAUAUCAACGGAAGCGAGCGUAAUUUGCCUACUGGAAGGAUCUUCACGGAUAUCGAUCAAUGCAUAAAUAAUUCACUUUUGAAGAAACAUCUCAUGGAUUUCAAUCCAGAAAGGAAUAAUUUAUUUAACGGGAGGGCUGAAAUCAGAAUUUCUAGGUUGAAAUAUAUUACGCCGUCGGAGAGACACUCGUGGAUUGAAGAGUAAGUGAAUCAUCUAUGGGGAGAGACAGAGACUCAAGUAUACGCAUGAAUAUUCAUGGUUAUGGCCUACCGAAGGAUAAUUUCUCUUCAUGUUAAUAUGUAGCCAUAAACUACAAUCAAUGACACUAGCUUAGUUAUAAUAAAAUGCAAACUCAAGCUCGAAAGCUUUGUAAGCUUAUCGGUAUUCUCUUAAAUAAUUCAAGGUUUUAAUGUUGUUGUUAAUGUCAAUUGACCACUAACCUGAUUUGGAUGGUUGCUGGUUAUGUGGUACAAUUAUAUGUGCUUCUAUUAUGACUGUUAUAUUAUUUUAAAUAAUUUUUUAAA
Vigna angularis (adzuki bean) is the source of this 1357-nucleotide messenger RNA. Its product is annotated as DNA polymerase II subunit B4. Lineage: Eukaryota; Viridiplantae; Streptophyta; Magnoliopsida; Fabales; Fabaceae. Bases 147 to 1037 code for a protein of 296 amino acids. The record is from RefSeq and is a predicted model, not a curated record. The transcript is spliced from 11 exons.